Molecule: messenger RNA, 1270 nt
Organism: Sciurus carolinensis (gray squirrel)
Lineage: Eukaryota; Metazoa; Chordata; Mammalia; Rodentia; Sciuridae
Gene: Emc2
Product: ER membrane protein complex subunit 2
Exons: 11
Coding region: 58-951 (297 amino acids)
Biological process (GO): protein folding in endoplasmic reticulum
Cellular component (GO): EMC complex
Molecular function (GO): protein binding
Source: RefSeq, a predicted model, not a curated record
GGUCACGUGACCACGUCUGCCCGCCCUCUCACCCAGCUGCCUCUAGGUUCUAGGAAGAUGGCGAAGGUCUCAGAGCUUUACGAUGUCACUUGGGAAGAAAUGCGAGAUAAAAUGAGGAAAUGGAGAGAAGAAAACUCAAGAAAUAGUGAGCAAAUUGUGGAAGUUGGAGAAGAAUUAAUUAAUGAAUAUGCUUCUAAGCUUGGAGAUGAUAUUUGGAUCAUAUACGAACAGGUGAUGAUUGCAGCCCUAGACUAUGGUCGAGAUGACUUGGCAUUGUUUUGUCUUCAGGAGUUAAGAAGACAGUUCCCUGGCAGCCAUAGAGUCAAACGAUUAACAGGCAUGAGAUUUGAAGCCAUGGAAAGAUAUGAUGAUGCUGUACAGUUAUAUGAUCGAAUUUUACAAGAAGACCCCACUAACACUGCUGCAAGAAAGCGGAAGAUUGCCAUUCGAAAAGCCCAGGGGAAAAAUGUGGAGGCCAUUCGGGAGCUGAAUGAGUAUCUGGAACAAUUUGUUGGAGACCAAGAAGCCUGGCAUGAACUUGCAGAACUUUAUAUCAAUGAACAUGACUAUGCAAAAGCAGCCUUUUGUUUAGAGGAGCUAAUGAUGACUAAUCCACACAACCACUUAUACUGUCAGCAAUAUGCUGAAGUUAAAUAUACCCAAGGUGGACUUGAAAACCUCGAACUUUCAAGAAAGUAUUUUGCACAGGCAUUGAAACUGAACAACAGAAAUAUGAGAGCUUUGUUUGGUCUUUACAUGUCUGCAAGUCAUAUCGCUUCUAAUCCAAAAGCAAGUGCAAAAAUGAAAAAGGACAACAUGAAAUAUGCUAGUUGGGCAGCUAGCCAAAUAAACAGAGCUUAUCAGUUUGCAGGCCGAAGUAAGAAGGAAACCAAAUACUCUCUCAAGGCAGUUGAAGACAUGCUGGAAACAUUGCAGAUCACCCAGUCUUAAGGUUUCAAAAACUCUUUGACAUUAGAUUUCACAACUGCACAAUUGAAAUUAUUGGCCUGUGACUUAUUUACUAAAUGCCCAGUGCUAUUUAUAUUCUAAUUUUCUGUGAGAAGGCAGUUUUAAAGAAUGUGCUUAUAUAAACCUAAAAAUGCCUUUUACUGCUAAGCAGGGAGAUGGGGGAAAUCCAUGGAAGAAAGAUUUAAGACCUAUUGAUUGUACAUCGGUCUCUUCAUAUCACAUAUAUAUAAAUGCUUUUAAUCCACAAUCUGAUGUAGAAAUAACCUUGUUAAAUAAACUACAAUGAUUUGUUAAACUUGCA